CUUAACAAGCUGUAAAUACUAAUGCUAUAUUCGAACAAACUCACCGGAACCAUACCCGAUUCAUUUGGGAGUUUCAAAGACGGCGAAUACGGCGGUUUCACUCUCGAUUUAUCUCACAACCAGCUCUCCGGUGGAAUCCCAACAUCGAUUAACGUCUCAAGCAUCGACCUGUCGCAUAACAAACUCACUGGAGACGCAUCAAUGUUGCUGAGGGAGAAUGGAGCAGCGGAAUGGGUCUACUUAUCUCCCAACCAACUCGACUUUGAUCUGACGAAGGUGAAGUUUCCAAAGAAGUUAAAAGUUUUAGAUUUGUCCCAGAACCAGAUUCACGGCAACAUUCCGAAGCAGUUAAUUAAUAAGUCGGAUUUGGAAAGAAUGGAUUUGAGUUAUAAUCAGCUGUGCGGAAAGAUUCCGAUCGGUGGGAAAGUGCAGAAGAUGGGUGCCAAAUCCUUUGCCCAUAAUCGCUGUUUGUGCGGCCCACCACUCCCGAACAAGUGCAAGUAAACCAGUCUGCAUCCAGUGAAAGAA
Messenger RNA from Nelumbo nucifera (sacred lotus), 528 nucleotides. RefSeq names its product polygalacturonase inhibitor-like. NCBI's taxonomy places the organism in Eukaryota, Viridiplantae, Streptophyta, Magnoliopsida, Proteales, Nelumbonaceae. The record is from RefSeq and is a predicted model, not a curated record. Gene Ontology annotation, molecular function: protein binding.